GGUGGCGACUGGCUCCCGAGUCUGAGGGGCUCCUGCUUGUCAGGUUCUAGAUAGCUCAUGUUUUCUGCCUAGACAUAUGAUCAUUCCCGUGAGACUUCACUGCACGUUUUCUCAAGUGUCUUCCUCAUCCCUAAUGUGUAAUCCUUCAACAUGGACCUGCUACUUUAGCUAAGAUAUGACCAGCAACGAAUAGUAGUAAGAUAUGUGCUGAUUAGACGGCUCAAUUGUGCAGUGUGGAGGAUAAGACAGUGCCUUACAAAAAUGGGGUUUGGGAGUGACCUGAAGAAUUCACAUGAAGCUGUGUUAAAAUUGCAAGACUGGGAAUUACGGUUACUGGAAACAGUGAAGAAAUUUAUGGCCCUGAGAAUAAAAAGUGAUAAAGAAUAUGCAUCUACUUUACAGAACCUUUGUAAUCAAGUUGAUAAGGAAAGUACUAUCCAAAUGAAUUAUGUCAGCAAUGUAUCCAAGUCUUGGCUACUUAUGAUUCAGCAGACGGAACAACUUAGUAGGAUAAUGAAGACACAUGCAGAGGACCUAAAUUCUGGGCCCUUACACAGGCUCACCAUGAUGAUCAAAGACAAGCAGCAGGUGAAGAAGAGUUAUAUAGGUGUUCAUCAGCAGAUAGAGGCAGAGAUGAUCAAGGUCACCAAGACAGAAUUAGAGAAAUUAAAAACAAGCUAUAGACAAUUAAUAAAAGAAAUGAAUUCUGCCAAAGAGAAAUAUAAAGAAGCUGUAGCUAAAGGGAAAGAAACUGAAAAGGCUAAGGAACGUUACGACAAAGCCACAAUGAAACUUCAUAUGUUGCAUAAUCAAUAUGUAUUGGCAUUGAAAGGGGCGCAGCUUCAUCAGAAUCAGUAUUAUGACACUACACUUCCUCUGCUUCUGGAUUCCUUACAAAAGAUGCAAGAAGAAAUGAUAAAAGCACUGAAAGGUAUAUUUGAUGAAUACAGCCAGAUAACCAGUCUUGUUACAGAGGAAAUAGUGAAUGUCCAUAAAGAGAUUCAAAUGUCAGUUGAACAGAUAGACCCUAGCACAGAAUACAAUAAUUUUAUAGAUGUUCACAGAACGACAGCUGCUAAAGAGCAAGAAAUUGAGUUUGAUACUUCCUUACUAGAAGAUAAUGAAAAUCUACAGGCAAAUGAGAUUAUGUGGAAUAAUUUAACAGCAGAAAGUUUGCAAGUAAUGUUGAAAACUUUAGCAGAGGAACUUAUACAGACACAGCAGAUGCUUUUAAAUAAGGAGGAAGCUGUCCUGGAGCUAGAGAAGAGGAUUGAGGAAUCUUCUAAGACCUAUGAAAAGAAGUCUGAUAUUGUACUUCUGCUAAGCCAAAAACAGACACUUGAAGAGCUAAAACAGUCAGUCCAGCAGCUGAGAUGCACUGAGGCAAAGUUUACAGCACAGAAAGAAUUGCUAGAGCAAAAAGUGCAAGAAAAUGAUGGGAAAGAGCCGCCUCCAGUAGUAAAUUAUGAAGAAGAUGCACGAUCAGUUACAUCUAUGGAAAGAAAGGAGAGGCUAUCCAAAUUUGAGUCUAUUCGUCAUUCAAUUGCUGGAAUCAUUAGGUCUCCAAAGUCUGCACUGGGCUCUUCAACAUUCUGUGAUACGAUCCCCAUAAUUGAGAAGCCUCUGGCAGAACAGGAUUGGUACCAUGGUGCAAUUCCCAGAAUAGAAGCGCAAGAUCUGUUAAAACAACAAGGAGACUUCUUGGUGCGAGAGAGUCAUGGGAAACCUGGUGAAUAUGUCCUUUCUGUAUUUUCUGAUGGACAAAGGAGACACUUUAUCAUACAAUUUGUUGAUAACAUGUAUCGUUUUGAAGGCACUGGGUUUUCAAAUAUCCCUCAACUUAUAGACCAUCACUAUACAACAAAACAGGUCAUCACUAAGAAAUCAGGUGUAGUUCUGCUGAAUCCUAUUCCUAAGGAUAAGAAAUGGGUUCUCAAUCAUGAAGAUGUCACAUUGGGAGAAUUACUGGGCAAGGGAAAUUUUGGUGAAGUAUUUAAGGGCAUAUUAAAGGAUAAAACUGCUGUUGCUGUUAAAACGUGUAAAGAAGAUCUUCCUCAGGAACUGAAAAUAAAAUUUUUACAAGAAGCCAAAAUUCUCAAGCAAUAUGAUCAUCCCAAUAUUGUCAAACUUAUAGGAGUUUGCACACAAAGACAGCCUAUCUACAUAAUUAUGGAACUGGUUCCAGGAGGUGAUUUCCUCUCCUUUCUGAGAAAGAAGAAGGAUGAAAUAAAACUCAAACAAUUAGUGAAAUUUUCAUUAGAUGCUGCUUCUGGUAUGGCCUAUCUUGAGAGUAAAAACUGUAUACACAGGGAUCUUGCUGCAAGAAACUGUCUGGUAGGUGAAAAUAAUGUUCUGAAAAUCAGUGACUUUGGAAUGUCUCGUCAAGAGGAUGGUGGAGUGUAUUCAUCUUCUGGCUUAAAGCAGAUUCCCAUUAAAUGGACAGCACCAGAAGCUCUUAAUUAUGGGAGAUACAGCUCUGAGAGUGAUGUGUGGAGCUUUGGCAUCCUCCUCUGGGAGACCUUCAGCUUAGGGGUCUGCCCAUACCCUGGAAUGACAAAUCAACAAGCUCGGGAGCAAGUGGAAAGAGGAUACCGAAUGUCAGCCCCUCAGCAUUGUCCAGAGGACAUUUUUAAAAUUAUGAUGAAGUGUUGGGAUUAUAAACCUGAAAACCGCCCCAAGUUCACUGAACUUCAGAAAGAGCUCACUGUCAUCAAGAAGAAAAUCACAUAGUGACAGAACAGUGCAAACUCAGCCUCCAGGACUUGGUCCUCCAGCAGAGUAAUAUUGUUCUUCUCGUUAACAAUGAGUUUAUACCACAUUAUGUGCAACAGUCUUCUAAGGUUAUUUUUUUUAAUUAACUGUUUUUUAAAUAUGUGCCGUUAAAAAAAGUCAAAGGCAAAUGCAUUCAAGAAACAGGUAGUCCUACCAAGGGCUUUCUUAGCUCACCACAGCAAUCCUGGCAUUUCAGCCCUCUGUAAAUAGAAAAGCACAGGCUCUAAACGUGAGGGGGAACCAAUCCAUCUUUUUCACACCAGGACCAUCGAUGUUUCUCAGAGAUUUUUUACUUCAGACCCAGUUCACGGCUGCUGUCCCAUGCCACAGACCCUACUCGAUCGGUGCUAUCAGCUGCAUUGGUAAUGCCAUGUCUGCAGGACACAUUCCAACCAAAGUUGGCUUUCUGCUCUGCCAAGGCAAGAGUGUAUUUGUAAACAUCAUUUUAUAUUGAGAAUUAUUUAGACCUCCUAGGGGUUUUCUUUCCUUUCUCGCCAGAAAUAAGCACAGUGUAAGAAUCCUCACAUUCCUGUCUUAUUGGUAAACCUGUUGUUUCCCUCCCCUUUUGUCCAGGCAUCAGAAAAUGAUACCUGGAACGUCCUCAAAGAGCUCUUAAUUGAGGCCACAGCUUUUAAAGAAUGUUUCAGACAGCUGUGAUGGCAAGAAGUAAGUUGGAACAGGAGGACGGUCUGGAGAAAGGGGCAGCUAAAGUCAUCAUCAAAGAGAAGGAAAGGAAAAUAGAAAAUCUGCCUUCUUACCAGAGUUAUGCCUUUACACACACACACACACACACACACACACACACACACACACACACGUGCUUUAUUUUAUGGUCUGAUUCAUGAAAAAGGUUUUAAGAAAUGUUUUCAGGAGUUCAUAGAUAGAGCCUUCUUGUCAACAAAAAAUUCUUUAGAGAAAUUCCAAAGCACGAGUCUACAGAAAUAACAGCAUAAUUUUAAGUACCUUCAUUUGAGAGGAGACAUCCCAGAAUUUAAUUCCGUUCAUUUGUGCCAGUUUCCAGAGCUGUCAGAAUAUGAUGAUUCUAGUUCAUAAACACAUCCAUGUGUGUACACACAUGGGCGUGCACCCCCCACACAGCCACACACACGCGCGUAAUACCGAGAAACCUGGCAGGUAUGAAUGGAGUAAAUGGUUAAGAAGUCAGGUGAACCUUAUUAAGGAAAAAGCUGUAGAGAUAGCGCUCCUUUGUCCACCUUCCCCCUCAUUUACUCUUAUACUGCUACCUGAAAAUUCUUAGCAUUAGCCCACCCAUAUAUGAGCACAGUUUGGAGAUGCUUCAUAUGAAUAAAAUGUAACAGAGUUUAAACUAGGAUUGUCUUUAGCUGAAUCUUAGCUUCAUCCAGGGAACUUACCCCAUGGUCUGUAUAUAGUUGCCUCUCAGGAUAAAUAUGUGUGUAAGAGAUGGUCACGCUCAGGGGUAAAUGUGGCCUGGGAGCUUUUAAUAAGUGCUCAGGCCUGUGUCCAAAUAGCACAGUAGUGGUUAUUUGGUCUACAUUCAUUGGAAGAGCUUAUGGGAUAGAAAAUUCCUCCUGCCCCCUCCACAUAUUUGCUGCCUAGGAAUAUCACUGCGCACAACUCACACCCAGUACUACUUUCAAGAGUAAACAGGAUAAUACUGAGGAGAAAAAUGGCUUGUGUCUACCACUUCAAUCUCCUUGAAGUUUCACACACAUUUAAUGAUUACCACAUCCAGACGAAAAUGAAAGCAUAAUAAACUCGCCCACAAAAAUAUUGCAAUAUACAAAGUAACUCUGUUUUAAUCAGCAUUGUUUCCCUUCUGUCAAAUAUUAUGAGUAAAAUGAAACCUUCUUUUGAUGGCAUAUGCUGUGGUAAAUCAAAGCAGACUCAUGAAUUAAGAUUAAGAGCUCUGGUCUUCAGGCACUUGGCCAGCCUUCAAAAGCAAGAAUAAAAUGGGGACAUUUCCACCCUUUGCCAGUAUUUCCAAGUGCAUCUCUCUGUAAUAUUCUUUGCUUAAAGAAAACAGCCUCCCAUCACUUAGCAGCCCCAAUGCUAAGCUCUCAGCAAAGAGAGAGAAUGUUGGUUUGGGCUUUAAUUUUGUGAACAAGACCUGAAGCUUAAUCAUUGCAUUCUGGUGUAAAGAACGAACAUGGCAUUGAUAUUUCACUCAUCCAGGCUGUUAGAAUUUGCAGUUCACAUCGUAACUCUGUGCUUAAAUUAAAGAAGCUUUUCAAAACAUCGUGACAUCUGCAGCAUUUAAAUUCUAUUUUAUUCUUUGUCCCAAAGCAGGCAGUGGUACAGUUCAGGAUUAAUAACUCAUCGGGAGUCUUUCAGGAUCAUAUCAGUUAUAUAGAAUAUUAAAUUUAAUAUAGGCACAUGCAUUAAGAAAAACUUAUGCAGACUAUUUUUUACUGUUAACUUUGUUGUGCUCGAAGCAUAAUUUAUUCAUCCCUUCUGUCACUGAUAAUUAUUGGAAUUAUGUACUUUAGGAGGCUAAUCCAUACCCAAAAAGCAUACACACAAAUACUCCUCUGAAUUUGCAAGUUGAUACAGGGAAAGGUUUCAGAAACACAUAAAAUCCUAUGACUUAUUUAGUAAGAAAACAGUAACCAAAAUUUUAGUAACCAAAAUUGCCACUGGUCUGAAUGUAAUUCAGCCAGAUCACAAAUCUUUGUGUUGUUAAUGGAUUUUUCACACGUUGCAUCUGUUACUCCUAUGUAGUUUCUGUCAUAAUUCCUUAAAUUUAUGAAUAUGGAGGGGGGGGCAGUAAGCCCAGGCAGCCUGACUCUCACCUGCAUUUUUCUAUCUUGAAUCACCAAGGAACCUUUAUGAGAAAUAUUUAGGUAGUUCAUCAUUUUUCAAGGAAAGAAAUCUUUUAUUGUCAAAUUAACAUUUAUCACCAACAUGUGAAACCUAAAAUUAUUUUGCACUCCAUGUAAUCUAAGGUUACUUCCCAAAGCCAACAUAUUCUUUCUCUUCUAGGAUAUAAUAAUAAAGGAUGAAUAGGUUUUGUUUAGACUUUCAAAACCAGAGGUUUCAUUUCAGUCCAUCCUGCCACUAGGUCCCCAGUGAAAGGUCUUAUGUAAUCAUUUCUCUCUUAUCUCCCAAAUUUAAUAUAGGCAAUAAAAUUCUUCAUCCAUAAUUCACCAUUUUAUCACAAAUACAACAUUACUGAAACCUGUUACUAGCACACCAGUGUAGAACAUGAGUCUAAUUGCUUCAGCCAAUUUUCAGCACACAUUUCACAACUGUUUUCAUUUGAGGGUUGUUUUAAAAGAAAAGAAAAUGUUUAGUCAUGAACUAGUCUUAACUUCCUUUAAACCAUGAUAUGGUUUUCUUGUCUGUGUUAUACUCAUUGUUUCAGUUUUGCCAUAUAGUUUUAUAUAAAGUUUGGCUAAUACCACUAAAAUAACCGUGGCUUCACAGUACUGGUAUGACUUGUGUCAAGAAGAAAGUGUUUUAAUUAUACUAUAUGCCACACACUGAGGAUCUUGUAGUGGGAUAAACAUAAAAAUGAGAACGCAAAAAUACAUGUCUAGGUCGUAUGUUACUGUCGUUCGGUUACCUCAGUCACACUACUUUCCAGUUCACUCAUCAGAUGUUCUAAAAAUGUACCUGCAAACCUUCCCUAGUAUACUCUAUGGGCACUGUUCUGUGGCUGUGUGUCUUCUGACGUGAGAUCAGUUGAUACUUUCUGAAAAGAGGGUUUGUUUGUUUGUUUGUUUGUUUGUUUGCCUCAACCCUCUUUUUACAUAUGCGUACCUCCCCAUCACACCAUUGGUAUUUUAGUUGUUUCUUAUCAACAGAAUUGAUUGUCCAUAAACACUAUUCUGAGUCAUGUAAAGACUGACUUUUGUAUUUAGGAGGUCAGAGCCCUCACACAAAACAGAGAAUAAUGCAAAAUACAAAGAACAAAAAGGGACAGACAACUGAAAAAGACAUGGUUUCUUUAUGUAUUAAUAUGUUAAUUAAAACAAAGAUUUUAUAUGAAAAUGAGUUUAUAUUACAGUUCCAUUACACUAUUAAG
Molecule: messenger RNA, 6778 nt
Organism: Balaenoptera ricei (Rice's whale)
Lineage: Eukaryota; Metazoa; Chordata; Mammalia; Artiodactyla; Balaenopteridae
Gene: FER
Product: FER tyrosine kinase
Exons: 20
Coding region: 262-2730 (822 amino acids)
Biological process (GO): chemotaxis; cell adhesion; peptidyl-tyrosine phosphorylation
Molecular function (GO): non-membrane spanning protein tyrosine kinase activity; ATP binding
Source: RefSeq, a predicted model, not a curated record